Molecule: messenger RNA, 2552 nt
Organism: Chara braunii
Lineage: Eukaryota; Viridiplantae; Streptophyta; Charophyceae; Charales; Characeae
Source: the annotation of a GenBank genome assembly
AACACAUUUCAAUCCUCUUCCCGUCAUCCUUGCCUCCGUUCCCUCGUAUGAGGCAGCAUGUAUUCUAUCCCAAGUCGAGGGACACAUCAAGCCACAGUCGUCAAGGAAGAUCGAACGAGCACAGGUCCUCUUCGAUGAAUAUGUUGAUAUGGAUAUUAUAUCGAAGGCAUUAUCGAAGGAACGGAAAGUGCGGAUGAAUCCAAAACUGUUUGCUCAUACCCUAUUCCAGCAAGCGAAGAGCAUGACCCAGCACAUUGUGCUUCCUGAAGGAGUGGAGCCCCGUGUCCUACAAGCAGCAGCAGAGAUAGUUCGUCGUGGACUCUGUGAAGUCACACUGCUGGGCGAUGAGGAAAAGAUCAAAACAGCAACGAAGCAACUGCGGCUUGAUAUCUCCAGGUGUAAGAUUGUCGAACCUGCCACAUCGCCACAUCUCGACCGGUAUGCAGAAGACCUCUACCAGAAGAGAAAGCAUAAGGGUAUGACGCUGGAUGAAGCACGUGACCAAUUGAUGAAUGACGUGAACUCCUUUGGGACAGCAAUGGUGGCAGCUGGCGAUGCUGAUGGUAUGGUUUCUGGAGCUAUCCAUACGACAGCAAAUACUGUCCGACCAGCACUACAGAUUAUCAAGACUCACCCGGACACGAAGCUAGUAUCCAGCGUGUUCUUCAUGUGUCUUCCCGACAAGGUCCUCGUCUAUGGUGAUUGUGCAAUCAAUACAGAUCCAACGGCUGAGGAACUGGCAGUGAUUGCGGUGACAUCUGCCGACACGGCAAUGGCCUUUGGAAUUGAGCCUCGAGUAGCAAUGUUGUCAUAUGCUACGGGCGACUCUAAUACAGGACCCAUUGUACAGAAGGUAGCUGAUGCAGCGGCAAUAGCAAAGCAGAAGAGACCUGAUUUGAUGAUUGAAGGUCCCAUUCAGUAUGAUGCAGCUGUGAACCCGGAGACUGCGAAGACAAAGUUCAAGGGCCGACCCAGUGAGGUGGCAGGAAAGGCAACUGUGCUUAUCUUCCCUGAUCUCAACACCGGAAACAACACAUAUAAGGCUGUACAACAGUCUACGGGAGCCAUAGCGAUGGGUCCCCUUCUGCAAGGCCUGAGGAAACCUGUGAAUGACCUCAGUAGAGGCUGCACUGUGAAUGACAUUGUCACGACUGUUACGUUAACCGCCAUUCAAGCGCAGGCGUUGAAGACAAAGGGUGGUCAAAACAGUGUGCCUGAGGCAGCAGCAGGAGCAUGACAGUUUGCACGUGGAAGUCGUCGAAGAGUUUUCCCACUUUUCCUUGUUCCUCUUCUGUUUCUGUGAAGUCGAUUCGAUGAAAAUGUUUGGUUUUGAUGAGCCAUGAAACGGCGGCGAGUUUAGGUGUCGAAUGAUGACGUGAUAGCGGUGGGCGACUGGCGUCACAUAAUAGCCAGAAGGAAGGAAGGAAGGACAGCGACGAUGCGGUGCUGUGUUCCUCUCAGUGGCUUGUUUGUUCUUGCGUGUUGACGAACUAAGCAACGGCAGUGAGAAAGAGUAUGGAUGGUGCUCCUCAAGGUGCUUGGCUUGUUCCUGCUUGAGAGAGAGUAUGGUUGGCCUGGGCGUCCAUGUAUCGUUUUCAGUGGUUCCGCUGAGGCUGUAAGUGGGCUGAUGCUGUUUCUCGGGGGCGGAGGGGGAAUCGUGAAUUUGAAGGCCGGCUUUUCCGUGGAAGGAGAUGUAAAUCUGUCUGUGGAUCUCUCUCGCUGGCGUCAAGAGUGCUCUUCAUUGUAUGCGACCUCACCGUGCAAGCUGGAUUUCCAAGACAACACGUGUAGCAGGAGGAGAGAACCUUCACCAGUCAAAAGUGAUCACCGGAUGAAGUUACAGUUUGUUUCAAGGGUAAUGCACAAGGUGGUCUUGCUCAUUCAGAGCUACCGUCUUCACCCAAAUUGAACGCCCGGUAAUUAUCGCCGUAUCUGGGCUGAAAGUUGUGCCAAAUACAUCUAUAAUGACCGGACGUUCUAUUCGGGUGAAGACGGUAGUCUUCCAUGUGUACAGCAUCAUCAUCAGUAAACACUUGAAGUCCUUUUCUAAGAACUUGGUCUCCCUGCAGGUGUGCAAGAAAAAAAAAAAAAUGGGGGAAAGGAAGGAAGAUAAGGGGGGAUGGGUACUGCUUGCUGAGAAAAGGUGGUGCUCUCAUCCACUCAGGCAGUGCUCUCAUCGCAGAGGUUGAGUGAGAGUGGAUACGUUAGUACCGUCUGUGUAGAACGAGGAAGAGGGGGGGAGUGGAUAGGUGAGUGCAGACUGAUGAUGAUUGCAGACUGUGUUUGCCCGCAUAAGGUUUCAGCGCACUUGCUGUUUUGCUGAAGGGUGUACGCGUCCGCUUGGUAGAUGCACGAAAAGAUGAUGAUGGCUGUGCAACGGACGUGGGCAAGGUAAGGUAUGAAGGCAUACCGAGGUGGCGAGAUAUGAAGGCAUUGUGUAAUAAUGGAUAUGUUAGUGCAGCUGCACGAGGCUUUGGCUAAAGAUGAGUUGAUGACGAAGGAGGUUAUCGAAAGGGGCACACACAGCAGUGAAAGGAAGAUGCUGGAGACGA